Lactuca sativa (garden lettuce) is the source of this 459-nucleotide messenger RNA. RefSeq lists its product as uncharacterized. The record is from RefSeq and is a predicted model, not a curated record. Lineage: Eukaryota; Viridiplantae; Streptophyta; Magnoliopsida; Asterales; Asteraceae.
AUGAAAUAUGCAAACACUCCGUUAGAAAUAUGGGUUGAUCUGCGAGAAAGAUUUGGAAAAGAGAGUGCACCAAAAGCUUAUGAAUUAAAGCAAUCUCUCACUAACACCCAUCAAGAAGCUAAAGAGAAUGAGAGAUUGUAUGAAUUUUUGAUGGGUUUAAAUGGUGAAUUUAGCACUAUCAGGACCCAAAUAUUAUCCAUGAGUCCCAUUCCUACCCUCCGAACCGCCUACCAUAUUAUCGCCAAAGACGAACAACAGAGGGCAAUUUUCGCCAACAAAAGAACAGCCAUCGAUUCUGCUGCUUUCCAAGCUUUUCCACCAAGUCGCCCAGAGGAUUUUUCAACCCAAAAAUGGAACAAAUCAACGCAAAAAGAUGUAAAAAAUCCCAACAACAGUGAGUUAGAACAUUGUGAAUUUUGUGGAAGAGAUGGGCACAAUCGUAAAGUUUGUUUUAAGUGA